GCCGACCUACGCUGACCGGGAACGUGUCUCCCGGUGACGCAGCCCCGGAUAGGAACGUGCUGCGACGGCAGCGGCGACCCUACGCGCCUCCGUUGCCUGCGAGAGGACGGGCGCUGCAACGGGAGACGGCGGAACAAGACUUGGAGCGGCUGGCAGGCGGGCGUUGGGAAGCAGGACGCAGGCGCCGGCGAGGAAGUAGGUCUCGGGCGCCGCGCUCAACAAAGAGGGGCCACCCCUCUCAGGCGGAGCUGCAGGCUGAGCCUCCAUGUUGGGAAGCGGCGCUGUGUGUCCUCGUUAGCGGGAACCGGGUCGCUGCGGGCUGAGCCUGCAGUGGCCGGGCUCUGGGCGAAGAUGGAGGCCCCGCUGCGGCCUGCCGCGGACAUCCUAAGGCGGAACCCGCAGCAUGACUACGAGCUCGUCCAGAGAGUCGGCAGUGGCACCUACGGGGACGUCUAUAAGGCCAGAAAUAUACAUACGGGAGAGUUGGCUGCAGUAAAAAUUAUCAAAUUGGAGCCUGGAGAUGAUUUUUCUUUGAUUCAACAAGAAAUAUUUAUGGUUAAAGAAUGUAAACAUUGCAACAUUGUUGCCUACUUUGGAAGCUAUCUCAGUCGGGAAAAACUGUGGAUUUGUAUGGAAUACUGUGGUGGCGGAUCACUUCAAGAUAUUUACCAUGUUACUGGACCAUUAUCAGAAUUGCAAAUAGCCUAUGUAUGCAGAGAAACUUUGCAGGGUCUUGCCUAUUUGCAUACUAAAGGCAAAAUGCAUAGAGAUAUCAAAGGUGCAAAUAUUUUAUUGACAGAUCAUGGUGAUGUGAAAUUAGCUGACUUUGGUGUAGCUGCAAAAAUAACAGCUACCAUUGCAAAGAGAAAAUCUUUCAUUGGCACCCCUUAUUGGAUGGCCCCAGAAGUUGCAGCAGUAGAAAAGAAUGGUGGUUACAACCAACUCUGUGAUAUCUGGGCAGUAGGAAUAACAGCAAUUGAACUUGGAGAACUUCAGCCACCUAUGUUUGAUCUUCAUCCAAUGAGGGCCCUCUUCUUAAUGUCAAAAAGUAAUUUUCAGCCCCCGAAACUAAAGGACAAAACAAAAUGGUCAUCAACAUUCCAUAAUUUUGUCAAAAUAGCACUAACCAAAAACCCCAAAAAAAGACCAACUGCUGAAAGACUUCUGACUCAUACUUUUGUAGGACAGUCAGGUCUGUCUAGGGCCCUAGCAGUUGAACUUUUGGACAAAGUGAACAAUCCAGAUAACCAUGCACAUUACCCCGAAGGAGACGAUGAUGACUUUGAGCCUCAUGCGAUCAUUCGUCAUACCAUUAGAUCUACAAACAGGAAUGCCAGAGCUGAAAGGACAGCUUCAGAAAUAAAUUUUGACAAAUUACAGUUUGAACCACCUCUGAGGAAAGAAACAGAAGCACGGGAUGAAAUGGGAGUAUCCUCAGACCCAAACUUUGUACUACAGUGGAGUCCUUUUGUUGAUGGUGCAAAUACUGGAAAAUCAACCUCAAAACGAGCAAUUCCACCUCCCCUUCCUCCUAAGCCAAGGAUAAACAGUUACCCUGAAGAUAACCACCUAGAUGAAGAAAAAUCAUCAACUAUAAAACGUUGCCCUGAUUCAGAGAACAGACCUCCCCAAGUUCUCAGAAGACAGAGUAGCCCAAGUUGUGUUCCUGUAGCUGAGACUUCCUCUAUUGGAAAUGGUGAUGGUAUUUCAAAACUGAUUAGUGAAAAUACAGAAGGAUCAGCACAAGCACCACAGUUACCACGAAAAAAGGACAAGCGAGAUUUCCCUAAACCAGUUAUCAAUGGCCUCCCACCCACCCCUAAAGUGCUGAUGGGAGCAUGCUUUUCCAAAGUUUUUGAUGGCUGCCCUUUGAAAAUUAAUUGUGCAACAUCCUGGAUACAUCCUGACACAAAAGAUCAAUACAUUAUUUUUGGAACUGAAGAUGGUAUUUACACAUUGAAUCUCAAUGAGCUACAUGAGGCAACAAUGGAACAGUUAUUUCCCAGGAAAUGUACUUGGCUCUAUGUUAUCAAUAAUACUUUAAUGUCUUUAUCAGAAGGGAAAACCUUUCAACUCUACUCUCAUAAUCUUAUAGCUUUGUUUGAACAAGCCAAAAAACCAGGAUUAGCUGCUCAUAUUCAAACUCACAGGUUUCCAGACCGCAUACUACCAAGGAAGUUUGCUUUAACUACAAAGAUUCCUGAUACAAAAGGCUGCCACAAGUGUUGCAUAGUCAGAAACCCUUACACAGGACAUAAAUACCUCUGUGGAGCUUUACAGUCUGGAAUUGUUUUACUUCAGUGGUAUGAGCCAAUGCAGAAAUUCAUGUUGAUAAAGCACUUUGAUUUUCCUCUGCCAAGUCCUUUGAAUGUUUUUGAAAUGCUGGUAAUACCUGAACAGGAAUACCCUAUGGUCUGUGUAGCUAUUAGCAAGGGCACUGAAUCAAAUCAGGUAGUUCAGUUUGAGACAAUCAAUUUGAAUUCUGCAUCUUCGUGGUUUACAGAAAUCGGUGCCGGCAGCCAACAGUUAGAUUCCAUUCAUGUAACACAGUUGGAGAGAGAUACCGUUUUAGUGUGUUUAGACAAAUUUGUAAAAAUUGUAAAUCUACAAGGAAAACUAAAGUCAAGUAAGAAACUGGCCUCUGAACUAACUUUUGAUUUUCGCAUUGAGUCUGUAGUAUGCCUUCAGGACAGUGUGUUGGCCUUCUGGAAACAUGGAAUGCAGGGUAAAAGCUUCAAAUCAGAUGAGGUUACCCAGGAGAUUUCAGAUGAAACAAGAGUUUUCCGCUUAUUAGGAUCAGACAGGGUUGUCGUUUUGGAAAGCAGGCCAACAGAAAAUCCUACCGCACACAGCAAUCUUUACAUCUUGGCUGGACAUGAAAAUAGUUACUAAGCAACAGAAACUGAUCUCAGACAACAGGAAAAUGAAUAUAUUCCAUGGAAAGCAAAAAAAUCUUAAGGAAAUUCAGCACAACUACACCAUGAUUUGCUUUGACUCUUAUGGGAAACAUCUCAAAUGAUCUGUACUUCAAGGUAGAAUUCAAUGUUUUCUGUAGCUGGAAACAGCUGUUUUAUCUCUUGCCACUGUGUGGUGGUUAUAUCAAGUUUGCUUAAUAAAAGCUAUGAGAUAAAUAGUCCUAUAGUUCCAGGAAUCCCAGUCUUUUUUAAAAAAAUAAUGUUUGUAACAAGGGUGCCAUGAAAUUUUUAGAUAACUCAUGUGAUUAUCUUCAGAGAUAAAUUUAGUGGCAGUUUUCUCAUUUUAUACCAUGUUUUAUUUCUUCUUAAUGAACAUAAUUUGUAAAGAAAUUACCAAAUAAGCCUUUCACUUUUACAUUGGCCAUUCUGUAUCAUUUUGUAAAAUAGAAUAUUUAAUCCUUAUUUAUUAAUCUCUUGCUGGAGUGGUGUAAUGUAUCUAACUUUUAGCAAAGGAGGGUUGCAGAGCAGCUUAAAUGUUUUUAUAAUGUAUAAAAAUUUUGUUUACCUUUUAAGAGUAGUAAGAGGGGUUAAAGGCAGUGCGUUUGGAGGUUUGUUACAUACAUGCAAUUUUAACACAAAUAUUUUAUAAAACAAUAUUAUCCAUAAUUGCCUUAAAGGGAGUAUUGUGUUUUCAACUACAAAUGGCUUUAGCGGGUCAUACAGAAGAUACUGAUGAUGGUAGAAACAUGGUUAGAAGAGAUAUGUGUGUGUCUAGAUGUGACUACCAUGUGUAUGUGUUCUUGACAAGCAGUAUAAUAUACCUGUGAUUUUUUUUUACAUUAGGGAUAAUGCAUAAGAAAUUAAUCUCCAUAUAUAUUGUCAUCCCUAAUGUAGGGGGUGAAACUAUUUAACUGCCCAUGAUAUGUAAUUUGCAUAUAUUAUACCAGAGGGGAUACUGUAAAGCAACUACACAUGUAAUCUUGGGUUUUUCACAUAUGUAGGUAUUCAUUUUGAGUAGGUUUAAGAAAAAAAGUUUUUAAUGAAAUUGAAUUCCUGAUGGGAUAGUAUAAAAAAGUAUUGUAAAAACCAGUAUUCUAAAAAUAGGAAAUAAUAAGGCCGUUUUUGAGUUUGCUUCUCUUUUGCUAUUGUUAGUAUCCAAAAUUGAAGUGUCACAUUGGUACUUAUUGUCUUAGUGCAUUCAUUGAGGACAGUUAGCAUUGAGAUCAUGAAUAAGGGGUUGGCAAUAGCAACCUAUAGAUUUAUUUUGAGCAAAUUACUUGAGAGGAAAACAGUGUAACUCUCAUUUGGCCUUUAGCAAUUUUCAGAUGAGGAAAUAAGAGGUUAGCAAGGUUAAGAGACCCAAUUCACACAGCAAGUUAGUGGUUGAGCCAGACCAUGAGUCUUGUGACUCUGUUCUUUCCGCUAUGCAGUAUGCAAACAAUAAAAUGUUAUGCAAAUAAAGUAUUGUCCUUUAAAAGUGUA
This is a messenger RNA of Phyllostomus hastatus (greater spear-nosed bat), 4397 nucleotides long. RefSeq names its product mitogen-activated protein kinase kinase kinase kinase 5 (gene MAP4K5). The transcript has 33 exons. Lineage: Eukaryota; Metazoa; Chordata; Mammalia; Chiroptera; Phyllostomidae. The record is from RefSeq and is a predicted model, not a curated record. The coding region runs from base 352 to 2892 and encodes 846 amino acids. Gene Ontology annotation, biological process: protein phosphorylation. Gene Ontology annotation, molecular function: MAP kinase kinase kinase kinase activity; ATP binding.